This is a messenger RNA of Sabethes cyaneus, 6092 nucleotides long. It is a transcript of the gene Hyccin, whose product is annotated as hyccin. NCBI's taxonomy places the organism in Eukaryota, Metazoa, Arthropoda, Insecta, Diptera, Culicidae. Bases 357 to 2696 code for a protein of 779 amino acids. Gene Ontology annotation, biological process: protein localization to plasma membrane; phosphatidylinositol phosphate biosynthetic process. The transcript is spliced from 7 exons. Gene Ontology annotation, cellular component: plasma membrane. The record is from RefSeq and is a predicted model, not a curated record.
GUGGUUAUUACAUGAAAAACGGCAACUAAGUCGUGCGAUAAUAGGUGUGGUUUGAUAAGUGAAACUGAUUCGUCGCGGCGGAGUGCCAUGAAUUUGAAAAAAAAAAUCAAAUAAAAUGUAAGCAGCAUUUAUCCACUCGUACAAAAUCGCAGAGAAAAAGGCACGGCAGUGGUGAUGUCAUUUUAAACAUUUUAUUAGCGUUGUUGGCACAUGUGAGUUGGUGUGUUUCUAUGUUGCAUACUGCAGCCGAUUGAACUUUUUUUUCGGCAUCUAUUGAAUCCGUUGAGUUGAGAGCCGCCCGUUGUACAGUCGGUAGUGCGUGAUUAAACCGAACGGUUGAUGAUUGAUUUCGUAGAAUGGCCGAGGCGAUCAUCUCCGACUGGAUUUCGGACUAUAACGCCCUGCAGGAUUCCGAGCUGCGAACUUUCGCCGCGCAACACGAAAAUGAUUAUGAGAUAUCUAAAGCACUCUAUACCAUCCUGAACGAGCGUGUCAAAUAUAAAGACCUUAUUUACCCAAUCUGCAAUCAGUUGUGCAAUAUCUACCGAUCGAACGAGAUUGAACUGCGGCGAUUUACGUUACAAUUUGUGCCGUUACUCAUCUAUUUGUAUUUGACGUCGGUAGCACAGGGCGACAAGCGUGGCUGUCGUCCGAUCGAAACGUUGUUAAUUUGCAUAUACAACAUUGAAGUUAGCUCGGACGAUGGCAGCCCUAAAGUGGUUUCUUUUCGCAUGCCGGUCCUGGCACAUGCGUCCAUGUAUCACGAGGAAAAAAGCCUCCACCCCAUAGAUUUGCGGCGCUGGGAAGAAAAUAGCAAUAAGGAAGUCAGCUGGGGACCUCUUCCCUCGGUAGAAUCGUUAAAUGCACAGAAUCGAUUGAAGGUGAUGACCGCUUUGUUGUUCACCUACAAUCAGCAGCUCAACCAAAUUCAUAAACCCGCCUUGUAUCAUCUGUGCAAGACCACCUCCCAGCUGGUUAACCAAGGCUUCUCGAAACCAGGUCACGUGCAGCGUGCCUCCUACGGAAAUGAUCCAACGUCUCCGCAGCAGGCCAACGCCACGAGUUCACCCGGAUCUCAGCUUCAAAAUUCAAUCACACUGUCCAGCAGUGUGAGUAGACCGCUUCCAAGAAUAGCCGUUAACUCACAGUUUCUUGUGGAACUCGCUCACGCCAACUAUUUUGCCAUGUUCAACGAAUUCGCGUCGGCUGCCAUCGAGGCCGUUAACGAUCUGCAUAAUCGGGCUUGCUAUGAGAUGUUGCCCGAAGUGAUAUUGGUUACGAACGCAAUACGGAAUUCUCUGCACGCGAAUCCCUCCGGUCAACCAUGUGAUGGUCCGAUGGGUAUUAGUGUAGCACUAACGCCCGCAACAACCACUGUGACGGUGUCCAAAUCCAUGAUUACCAAUGCAUCGUUCCGCACGAAAAAGCUACCAGACGAUCUGGAAGUAGAGUUUGUCAAAAGCCUUCAGUCGACGCAGCAGGAGAUGAUGGGCAAAUUGGCGGCUAUAGAUGCGGUGGAAACCGGGUCGGCAGUGGGAGUCAAUGGUGUAGUGAUCGGCUUAGCGGAGGAAGCCUCCGGUAACAACUCGAGACCAGAAGGCAAGAAAAAGGAGUCACGUAUAUGGAAAAACUGGGGCUGGAAGACGAAUGCGCCGGCUAGCAGCACACCCAAGCAGGCCAGCAUUGAAGAGGAGGGAGAUUCUCCCAAAAAAUCCCUUUCUUCGAAGCAUUCAAGCCCGGCUGAAUCGCCUAAACAUAAGUGGACUGGACCAAAGGGAGAGGAACAGUUAAACUCGAAUGGCAUAUCACCGGCUUCAUUGCGAAGGAAAAAAUUCCUCACCAGCAAAAAUCAGUCCCCCAUUGAUCGAACAGGGGUGCGAGCGAGCGCCGGAGCCCGAUUGUACGAAGAACUAGAUAGUCUGCAGGACUCCGAUGACGAACUGCAGGCGCUUAUUGUAAAUGGUCGCCCUGCCACUAUCCACCUGAUACAACCCUCUACAAUACCGGACGAUAUUCCCAUCCAGGGCCUCAAGGAGGAGAACGGCCAACUAAGCAGUAUUAACGAAGAGAAUGAAGCUGGCGAUGGUUCCAAAACUGCCACCGGUGCAGGAGCCGGUCCUGGCGGCGGUGGCGGUAAGGUAAAAGACUCCAAAACUCAUAAGGUGCUUGUUGGUUUCAAGAAGUUGAAAGAUAAAGAUAAGGAGAAGGAUGAUGGUAGUGGUGGCACGGGUGGAGUGGCAGGAAGUGGUAAGCAAGGUGGGGUGCUUGGUGCUGUGGGCGUGAAAAAGGCUUCGGGCGUUAAAGAGAAGCUGGCCGGAAAACAGUCGUUACAGAUGCAAACCGGCAACGUCGAGCUGGUUGAACCGGACAGAACCAGCCCGCUGACGAUGGCGAAACGUAAGAGUAGUAGCAUUGAUAUUAUGAUUGGAAGCGGCGGUGAGGUGAUUGGUUCCAAACAAUUGGCGCCGCUCUCCAAUGGGGGUGUUCUUAUAAGUACAGGAGGGGUGGGUGGAGCCGGUGACGAUAAAGUGUUGCUGGACAGCUUGGGCCCGGCAGAACGGAACGGAGGCAGCAAACCGCUGGAGGUGGGUGAGUCCUUCGAUUCCGGCAAUGAGACGAUCAUCAAUAACAAUAAUUCGGAGAAACCAGUGCUGGAUGUGAAGACGCAUAGCAGUAUACAAGUUAGUCAAGUUUAAGAAUCAGUUGCCCUGUAAUUUUUUUUGUCAGUUUUACAUUAUAUCUGUAGUUGGCUUUUUGGCGGUAUUUUAUUGUAUUUAAAAGAGGUGUAAAGCGUUUGAGAUAUAGUUGCUGGGGGGUUUUUGGUUAUUGCCUUUCUCAUCAACUUUUGAACUUUAGUAUGAGCAAAGCUGUUUCGAAAUCCGGCUUGAAUGUCUUUAGAUUGAAUUAUUAUCCCAGAAUUAUUAUUGAAUUAUUGAAUUAUUAUUAUUCAUCCCAGUUUUUGAGUAAACUUUGUGGCUACUCGUAAGAUCUGAGAACAAAAUAUAGUACGUGAUAUGAAUACGAACGAUGUUAUGGUUGGACGUUCAAAAUCAAUGUUCUCACAAUUGGAUGAUUGAAAACAACAAAACAACAAGUUAGCUACUGGUAUUCUGCAAUGAAAAGCAUCAGUUUCGGAUUUCGUUGCGUUGUUGCUUCAGCAUCCCCUGAUAGUGUAGCUCAUUCCUCAUUUUGAUUUCCUAAAUUAUUUGUUCUAGUUAUUUUAAGUUUUGUUCCAUUUUGUUGACCUGUUUUUAACUGUUGAUAUUACAUUUUAUUUUAUUGCUUUACUAUUGGCCAGUUCAAAUUGCAUGUUUUAGGUUAUUUAUCUGCGUUACAUUUGAAAUCUAAAAAAAAACUUCAAUCCAUUGCAUAUAGUUAGAAAUAUUAGUUUUGUACCAUGUCUCCACUCGUCUUCCACUGUUCAUUUCUAUCGUUAGGAAAAAUCCAUUAAUAACAGUAAGGGCACUGUUUCUUCAGACUGGUAUUGGUGACAGUGUAUGUCACUAUAAGAAAAUGAAUUGUGUUUAAUGCGGCUAUUACAUGAAUUGAUUAUCCCAUUCCAUUUCCAAAACCGCAGAUAUUUGUUUUCAAAUACUUACUUGACGUAAUCCGUUUUUUCUCAUAGCUGGAAUCCUUUUGCUUCGUUCAAAGAUAAAAAGGUUCACUUAAAUUUUAACAAAUGUUGGCACACAUGUUCGCCUCUCCGAACUAGGGGCACAGUUUUUAUAAUGAAACAUCAGAAUGGUUUAAAUAUAAUCUGAAUGAUUUAAAUGAAUUAUAUGUAGAUUUGUCUAUUGUCACCAUUUUUGUUUGUAACUGUCUAGAAUAUCCAUUCCGUCUGUCGUCCAUGAGUAAACAAUUGAUUAAUUCACUCUUUUUUGUCUACCGACCGUGGAUUAUGAAAUUCUAUCCAUGCCCUUGUGAUAGUUGAGAUAUAACUACAGUUUAGGAGUUCGACUAACGCAUUUUAGUCGUUUUGUUUCGAGAUAAGAGUUUCUAAUACAUUGUCGAGUAACGCUCACACAUUUGGUUUGAUUGUUUUUGCAUUCUGCAUUGAUUCUUUAUCACAAAUCUUUUUAUAAAACUUUUAAUUCUUGAAAAAUAUAUGAAAACUUGUCGUUGUAGCCCUAAUGUGUAACAUUCGAACUUUGUGCGUUUGAAUUCAAUGCCUCCUUCUACUGAAACGCUGCCUACAUAUUUUAGUUUUUGUAAUUUUUAAUCUGAAUUUAUUGUUACCGAGGCAGCUAAGUAAGAGCAAUACUGUAUAUUUAUUAUACAGUCCUGCCGAAAAGUGAAUUCAUGAACUCAAAGUUUUUGAUUUGAUGAAAGUAAUCCAGCAAACCCAGCAAAAACCUAUGCACAUUCAUAUUAAAUGCAGUUAAUAUGCAAAAUUUGAUUGAAUUUAUCCAAAGAAUGAAGCCCCUUAAUUUUGUGCUCAAUCACCAUCAAUGCAAUCAAUUUCAACACGUGCCAGUCCGCCGUAUUUCCUUGAGUAAAAUGUUGUUAGAAUGCUUCAUAGUUAGAUAGUUAGACGCUGCUAGCUAAUGAUCGAUAGGUCCAUUAGGCCGGUUCGUAGAGCGUGCUUGUGUGUCCACACUGAAAUGAUAUAAAUACACCGAUGAUAAUGGAACAAUCGCACCCAAAUGACAACCCGACUUAUCUUCUCUCACCACCAGCUCUGGCGGAUCUGAAAAUCAACACAGAGAGUUCGCAUUUGUGUUGAAUGGAAUUUUACGGAUCACUGCACCAAGUUUUGUAUGUCACACGGGCCGGCAUUAUUGGUUGUGUCAUGCUGAUGUAUUAAAUCUCGGUUUGCACUGACUGGUGCUAGGUCAGUUCAUCUACCUAGUCAAGGAUCAUACGAAUGUUUGUUUACGCCAAUGAUUCAGCAAAUUUUAUUUUCUGGCGCGUGUUCACCGGCUUUUCGGCAUCAUUCUAUCAGCGUUUUCAUCCGUCCCAGGUUGCCACAAAUCUUAUUUUGUAUGAACCUAUAACCGCAGUUGCAAAGUAUUCCACUUAUGAGUAAACGAUAAAGCUACAUUGAUGAUAAUUACCGUUUGUUGAUAAUUUUGGGUUUCAUGUUGUCAGUCGACAAGUUAAAAUUUCUCGGUGUCGUCCAUAUGAAUAGCUAAGCGUACUCUUAGUCUGAAAGCACUGUUUUCACUUCAAUGAAGCAAUACAGAUUUAAUCUUCUUAUAGUAAGAAUUCAGUUGCCAAAUGUUAGAAAACAAUGUUUAUAUGUGUCACUGAGGAAUAUAUCGAUUCGAGGUCCUAAUUAGCUAAGAUGUGAAGUUUUUCUCACCACGUCAGAAGACUUAAUCAAUAUGUAAUCACCAAUUGAAAACUAUAAAAUUGAACGAAACAGCAAAACUCAACAACAAAUCUUUUGGCGAAAAAGUAAUCGUAAGAUAUGAAACAGUUGUCAAAGUUUAGAGACAUGCGAAAUCAACCAAUCGUUAGUAGGGAAAGCCACAGCUGGGCAAAAAAAUAGCAUAUUCCACCGUUGACAAGUUAUUAUCGAUGAAUGUGACUGUUACUUGCAUUACAUAUUCAUAUUCUACAUAAGAAACCAACCAAAAAAACAAAUAUUCGAUCACAAUCACAUUGAAUAUACACACGUACGUACACAGGAUAGGAUCCAAACAUGAACGCUAAUUCAAUAGCUGGAACAAUGCAUUAUAUAGUCGGCCAACAAUUAAAUCAUACAAUCGAUCAAAAUACUAAAAACAUAAAUAUUGCAAAAUUUGAACCCCUAACAAAAAACAAACAGAAUACGAGUAAGUUUGACUGUAAUAUUUUACUUUCGGUGUAAAUACUUAACGUUCACGGUAACAAAAAACGGGAACGGGUGGGGUUGGGGUGUGAAUGAGUAAAAAGACAACGUGAAGAAGCAAAAAAAAAAGAAAUAUCGGACUGGUUAUCAAUACGUUAAGCCCUUCAUCGGAGCAUGGGUUCAGUGAGCUGUAGCAUACACAAUGGAUGAUACCUACCUAUUAUUAUUACUAUAUUUCACGGAAAGCAAAUUAAAAAUGUGUACAAUUAUAUAUAAAGAGAAAAUAUAUUACAGAGAUAAGAAAUAUAUCAUCGUUACG